Messenger RNA from Scleropages formosus (Asian bonytongue), 7862 nucleotides. Its product is annotated as ataxin-7-like protein 1. The transcript has 10 exons. NCBI's taxonomy places the organism in Eukaryota, Metazoa, Chordata, Actinopteri, Osteoglossiformes, Osteoglossidae. The record is from RefSeq and is a predicted model, not a curated record. Bases 338 to 2623 code for a protein of 761 amino acids.
AUGUUUUAACAGUAGCAUCAGAUUGAGCACUGUGUACCGCAGGUGGCGGUUUUACUUAUUUUCAGUCGUAUUUCUAAAAGAUUUCUGUUCUUGCCUCCGUUAAUGUUAUAAUCUCUAAAUGUUUCAUCCUUAAAUUCUUUCACUCUGCAGUCCUCCCAUAUGACGCGAACCUCGUGAGCGCUCGAGUACGGACGUUGCCGUCGAAGAUGACGUCACCGCCAAAACCGAGGCGGGCGGUUCCGAAGGUGACGUCACUGGCCUCGCGAGCCCCUCGUCGCCGACUACGAAGGAAAAGGCGGUGGGAGGAGGGGGGUGAAGGCAGCAAGAAGGAAGAGCAAUGGCGACAGUGGACCGCAAACUACCGAGUCCGGAUGCGUUUCUCUACAAACCCUGGUCAGCGUACACGGACGCGGCGAGAUCGUACUGCUGUGACAAUGUGCGCGUCGAGGAGAAUAACGCCGGCAAGGAGCUCCUGAGCGGCCGGGAAGCCAUGAAACUCAGCAGAGACGACAUGCGUGUGUUCGGCCAGUGCCCAGCACAUGAUGAUUUCUACCUUGUCGUAUGCAAUAUCUGCAAUCAAGUUGUCAAACCUCAGGGCUUCGAGAUGCACUACGAGCGGAGGCAUGGGUCACCGUCCAGCCCCCGGGCCCCGGCUCUUCCUAGAAAGCCCAGAGAUCCUCUUGGUGCUGGGGCUCCGGGUCCCCCGUUCAAGCCCUUCCGGGUGCCUGGCGAUCCUCUGUCCAGUCCCUUUGGCAAGGCCCCGCAGGCUGCGUACCUGACCAAAGCACCCCUGGAGAAGUCAUGUGUGCCCAUGCCUGUGGUGAGUCUGGAGAAGAUGCCACACUCGGGGAAGUCCAAGGCAGCCCCAGCCAGAGCCACUGGUCCUCCCACCUCUUCCGCUAUGUCUCUCAAAUCUUCUGUGACACCCCCGACAUCCCACAAGUCCCACGAGAGGGUUGUGAAUGGCAGGUUUCCAACUGGUCCUGCCUGCCAGUUUGACAGACAGCCUGCUGCAUCCCCCUCCUCCGUAGACUGGCGUCCUAGUGUCUCCCCCUCAUCGCUCGAUCGGCGACCAACCUCCUUCCCCUCCCCCACUUUGGCGGAGAAGCGUCCCACUGCGUCUCCCUCCUCUCUGGACAGGAGACACCCUGGCCCAUCGUCACCAUUGGACAGACGACCAAGUGCACCUCCCUCUCCUCUGGACAGGGACAGAAGGCACCACAAUGGCGCUAAGGCUACAAAGCCGCAUGGAAGAUUGUCGGGAAGGGUGUUUGACCCCAACAAGCACUGUGGAGUGCUGGACCCAGAGAGCAGAAAACCAUGCACACGAUCACUGACCUGCAAGACCCAUUCCCUCACUCACAGGCGUGCAGUGCCAGGCCGGAAAAAACUGUUUGACUCUCUCCUCGCUGAGCACAAGGGGAGGGCAAAGGAGAAGGAGGCAGGGCGGAACCAUGAGCAGUCUGGCAGGUGGGAGGCCCAGCAUAGCCGCCCCGCCCCGCCGCGUGAUUCUCUGAGCAGUGCGUCCACAGACUGUCAGGACAGCAGGAACACAGCUGUGCUGAAGAGCCGACUCACAUUUGCACCCAGCUUGACAAAUGGCCUCGGCAGCGGGCCCACCAUCGAUCCUGCACCCACGCGCCUGGGAGGAGAUGAUUGCAGCAGACUGUCCAGCGAUGAUGGUGAGAUGGAGCUGACGGAGGACUCGGAGAGGACAGACUGCCCUUACAUGUCCUGCCACCCCCAGCCCAUGGCAUGCUGCACUUUCAGAAGCAGGCUGAUGGGGCGAGGCCACUACGUGUUCGACAGGCGGUGGGAUCGCAUGAGACUUGUGCUUCACUGCAUGAUAGAGAAGCAUGUCAGCUCACAAAUGUGGAAGAAGAUCCCAAUGGCUGCUGAGAGUCACCGGCUUUCCACAGGGGGUCUCCCUGCCCUGCAACCCCAGGGUGUCACUGGUUCAGCAUGCCUGUCCACCACAGCAACAUCUGUCCCAGCCCUUUCUGACAGUGUCUCCAUGGCAACAUGUUCUGCUGCCUUCCCCUUGUGUGGUAGAGGGUCACAGUUGUCAGCUGAAGACAUGGACUCAUUUGUGGCUCCCAGCCCGGCUCUGGCCCCUGUGUCCACUCAGGGCAAGAAGCUCCGGGCGAAAUCCAGUGACCCCCAACGGUUGCGUGAACAUCCAUUAGAGGCAUUGGCUGGAUUGACGGGGGGGAAGAAAGGGAAACCCCCUUCCUCCUGUUUAUCCUCCACUUAUACAGAAUCCCCUGUGAGGAACUUCUUCAGUCCCUACUCUACUGGCCCCCCUUCCAGUAGCAAUGGGGUGUCGUCCUUCUGUGCCAAAACCCAGCUCUCAGGACGAUCUGGACCCACAGACUCUGGCUUGAUGUCAUCUCACCUCCUCCAGGAUGAUCGUGGCACAUCAGAUCAUACCCUUCUUUCUUUAAUUCCUCCUGAAGGGAGGAAGCGCAAGGGCACCAUCACAUAUGGAAAAGCCAGUAAGGUGGUGAGAACGUCAGACGUGAACAGCGUCUUCAGGAAGAGCACAUCAGGCCUUCUGUCUUCUGUGAGCGAGUCACCCCACAACAGCUCCCUCUGGCAGGUAAGAGAUGUAUGUUGUCAUUAGCAGCAGCACUAAAAUGUGUAAAUAGUACGAUUUAAGUUCCUGCAUCAUGCUUGAGGGGGGCAGCAGGUAGACUAGUGGUUAUGGAAUUGGAUUUAGGUCAAAAUGACUGGAGAGGAAGAGUUAAAAGGUCUUCCUGGGAUCAGCGACGAAUGUUUUCCCUUAACUUUUUUUUUUCCUUGAGAUUCAGAAGUUGCCUUAGUUUUUACUCUGUCUCUUUCUUAUCACAGUCCAAGGUGCAUCAUUGAGGCUGCCAGAGUGAAGAAGUGUAACUUGGUAAGACUCCAUCUUUCUCCAGCUGUGGACCUGGAUAGUUCCCUGUAUUUUGACAGUAGCAUUCUGCAGAGUCCUUUGAGCCUGUGAUGGUGACUUCAGUGUGACUUUACAGCAGGCACCAUUUACAGGCCCUGGCCUGGUGCUUGAGUGUUUUGCCGCUCUGAGUUUAGCUGUAAACGCGGACAAAACCCAUACCAGCCCCACUUUCCAAACCACUGUGGCCAUACACUGCUCACCUCUGUUUUACUCUCUGGAUACGAUAUUCUAAACUGUUGCAGUGGAAAAGUGUACAGGAUACAUUGUUGAGAUCCUCACUGGCCCCUGUUGAACAGUCAAGCAAGUGAAGCUAACUUCUGAAAAUGGAACAUCCAGUUCUAUGUGAAUUGGCAUCAUUUUCAAUUGCCUACCCAUCAGCCCCAGUUUUUCUGAAAUUCUGGCUCCUCAGCUUACAAACACAAUUGGGACUGGAGGUCUAAUUUCAAAAUCACUUGUAUCCCUAAGUCAUAGUCAGUUACAGUCGGAUGUCUUUCAUGGGUUCUGUGAAAGGUAGGGGUAUCCCUUGGUUUACGAAACUGAUGCCUUCGCUAUGCUGUCUGUGGGCUCAGGACAUAGAAAAGUAGGAACGUGAGCUUUCUCUCUCUACAGCAGUGUUAAGUAGCGGUACUCGCAGAGCGCACAUACUCAGUUUUUGAACACGCAGGACAACAGAGGGGCCAACAAUUCCUUCAUAACUGUCCCCAAAACAGUUUCCUGUUCAACAAUGUAUACACACAGGAACAGCACUGCAUUAUGAGAGCCACCGCGCCCCUGCUUCCACUACAAAAACUAUGAACCCAUGGAAAAAAACUUAACUUUUCCUUCUAAUAGUUCUGUUGUCUCAAGUCAUUCCUUUUUUGGUCCACCUCACAGAAACAUUCAGCAGCUCUAUACUACAUCUCACAUCACCUCUACACUAACAUAGCUGUCUUUGGAUUUGAAUGUUACUGGUUCAGAUCUCACCUGCUGUAGUACCCUUGAGAUAAGUACUUGUUCUAAGUUGUUACAGGAAUAUUAUCCAGCUGUAUGAAUGGGUAAAUAGUUGUAGAUAGCUUAACAGUAUAAGUUGCUUUGGGGAAAAAGUGUCAGAUAAAUGAAGUGUAAAUAACAGACACUUCUGUGGCAUUUCCUACACUUCCCAUAAUGAAACACAUUCGUAAUGCACUGUGGAGAGAUCUGGAUGCAGACAUUUGAGUCUCUUCAUGACUAUGAAACACGUCAUGUGGUAUGUUUCAGAAGCAAAAUGUUUUCCUUAUCCACUGGACAGUGACAACACCAACAACAGUAUAUUACUGCACUUUUACUUGUCACACGAUGUCACUUUUAAAUGUUUUUGACAGGCUUCAGAUAAUUCCCCCCCCCAAUUAAAGAUUGGGUACCAAAAGCCAAGAGAAUUUGUAAACUGAGGGAUGCCUGAAUUGGUAACACUAAUAUUUUUAGCAACUUUCAGCUAUUUUAAAAUUGAUAGUAAUUGAAGAAUGUCUCCACAAAUUCUUAUUUGGUGCUGCUUGUUGACCACUUAGUCCUGUAAGCAUGAAUAUUUUAUUUUUUUUCCCCACCUCUUGCUGUUACAGUGGAGAUAUUAGAAUCAUCUGCACUGGCAAACACAAGAUGUGGGUGGAUUUUACUCACAUCUGUGACUGGGGUGUGUAUAUACAGGCCAUGUUCAUUUCACUGCUGGAAAAAAUUGAGAAAACAGAAAAGUGGGGGGGGGGGGAGAUUUAAAACAAACUGGAAAAGGGUUUCGUAUCUGAACUUGACUGUUAACAUGAAGAGCCAGAGUAUUUCUAGAUGGACUCUGUAAAGAACAUCUGGACUUUGCUGGGGAGACUGCGGCUCACUUCUAGGUCAGCUGCCACCCAUGAGUCUGAAUUGUUGGCCUGUGUAAACGCCCAGAGCCUGGGCACCCCCCCCCCACAGGCCUUCAUUCAGAACACGGCUCUGGUCCGGAGGGACUAGCUCCCCCAGCAGACCAGUGUUAGAAGUGCACUUAAUUUUUCCUGGACUGAUGCAGUCCUUGAAGCUUAACCAGGUACGUUGAACCAAGGGAAUCUAUUUACAGCGCUUUGUCCUGCAAGUUUUAUUUUGAUAUAGGGUAAAGUCAUUGUUUCCAGGAAGUUUGUAUUAAAUAUUUCAAAGGUCUCAGAUUUUAGGCUUAUACCAUGAAGUGUAAAAUUUUAUAGUGGUGGUUUUUGUAUUACUAUUUAUCAUUUCUUGUAAUAACUUUCUAACUGACCAGAAUGUUAGAGGUGUUGAGAGAAAUUAUAUUUGUAUUUCCUUUUUAAAAUUGAAAGUAUUGUUGUUUCCCUGUUGUUGAAAAUGUUUCUAAAUCAUUAUUUUUCUAUUUAUUAUUUUCUCAGAGCUAAAAGCAUUUAUGGAAUUUUCCUCUACAGACACAUGAACAUUGCUAAAUUAAAUAGUUUGUAUGACUUCUAAAGGGCACUGCUUUGCUCACAAGGGUGUGUACUGUUGUCUUGUUCUUGUUUUAUAAGAUGUAUAUAGGAAUAGGAGUCAAGUGUUUGACCUCCUGUCUUGCUAAUCCCUCCCCAAAGAGAAUCGGCUCUCUCCUGAACAACCUGGAUUGUUAAGCUCUCUUCUGACAAAGAGACCUGUCACUGCUAAAAGAAGUACUUGUUGCUAAUGUCAUGAAAUUGCCCUCUUUUGUUAUUCCUCAUUUUACUCUUGCCUAAAACAAUGGCGUCUAGAGAUUUCUGGCACACCCCCCCCCCCGCCCCAAAGGUUUUAAAUUGACUUAAGGUGCACUAAAUUCCCAAAACUCAUGAUAUUUUGGCAGUGGUUUUCCUGUAUCUGUAGCCCAUCGAGCUAGACAGCAGCAAUUGGAAACACACUUUGAAAGUGACUGUCCUCCUUGUGGUUGUUUGAGCAAAGCCUGACUUGGAGGGCCUUCUCAUUGUUGGUCAGCACUAAGAGGCUAGAAGCCACCAGGCCCAUCUCUGUCCUUGACAGACCUGGCGUAUAUUUUGCUUUCAUGCACUUUUUGUCCUGCAUAAAAAAAAAAGUUUCAGUAUUUUAUAUUUUACCAUGAGAUGUGUAAAGUGAAACAUUUCUGUGCUUGUUUCCCUCAUAAACCGUAUCCAUAGGAUAAAGUGUCUAACCUCAGAUGAGCUGAGGAGCUACGUAGGUGUCUGAUCUGGGAAUUUUCAUUGUCUACAGGUGUGUGAAAAUGUGCACAUCCUUCCAAACACACUGGCUCACAGCUACCCAAACAGGUGAAUGUACUACUUUGCAGUAACAUGCAAUAAGCCCACAGCGCUUCUUCCCCUCCUUCAUGUAGGCUUUGCUUUUCUAGUUGUCCUCACAAAUGGAUCUUUUUUUGGCAUUUCAUCGUCCCAAAGACGAUACUCAAAAGACAGCACAAAAGGGGGAAAAAGUUCCCCAAAAUACCUCCCUUAUCUCAGAAAGCAAUGCUAUAAAAAUUUUACAGUUAAAUACAAUGUGUUCAAAGCAGCUUGCGGUUUAUUCAGUUAUUUGAGUUUCAAAUAAACCAGAUCACUGGUACUUACCCACACAAAAAGUAAUAACUUGUAUGUUAAGCGGUGCCCCGUACAAGUGGGAACUCGCACUGUGCUGUGAGCUGUUCCGUAAACAUUAGGAUAAAGUGUUGCUCUUCUUUGAACAUUUGACAUAGUUUUAUAUAAAACUGAACACUUUGGCUGUGCUGUGUGGGCAAAGGGACGCAGAUAGAUUUGAAGCACAGUAUUUAUCAGGAAGUCAACCUUCUGGAAGUUUUACUCAUGAUGUGAGCAGGGUUGUGAUUGGUCGGUCCCGAAUACAGUACUGUGCGUAUAAAUGAUGGCCUGUGACUACUUGCGGUUACUGAUCAGCUCCUACUCUGGGGACCCAGUGGCCUUUUGGGGUCCCCAGCUGCGCUCUUCUAGUGGGGAUCACAUCUGACAUAAUCUCUCUUGGACCGUCCUCUGUGACGUGUUCAUAGCGAGCUUGUAAGAUCAUUUGCCUGAAAACCCAUUCGAAUAUUGGCUUCUUUUUCAGCUAAUGACUUCCCAAAGAGGUGAACAUUAGUUCUCAAUGGAACGAUGUGCCUUCUGUGAGUGGACACCUGACGUGCGUGUACAUUCGGUAGCAACGCGUGGAUCUAACUUUUAAAUUUGCAAAGCCCCAGUUACUAUACAAGUUACUUUGUAUGUGUUGUGCCAAUAGGCAACAACUGCUGAUGUCCUUGAAGUCAUCUGAAUAAUUGUUCCUUGAUUGCAGGCAUAGGAACACAUUGCCCUUUACAUCCCGUGUUAACUUCUCCUCCUCUGACUUCCAGGACCUUGUAGACUCCCAGAUGAGUGCCCUGAAUAUUGCCUGCUGCCUACUUGAUCAGCUUUGUGUUUCUAGCAGAGCUUUGUGGUGGGCAUUGGUGGUUGUGGUGGUUAGGUGCCACACAUGUUCCUAGAGGUCUGUGACACAGGCAUGUUACAGGAGUGUGGAUGAAAUGCCUUAUUUUUGCACCGUUUGUAAUCCGCUAACAAAAAUUCGUAGAGACUUGUAUUUAUAAGGAAUUCUAACCAUUUUGAUCCUAGGACAAAUGUGAUAUUUUUGCACUUUUUUUUUUGCCUGAUGAUUACAUUUCCAACAAACAGGUGGUCAUAUCAGGUCUUAAGAUUUUGAUUGUAAGCCGUAUGAAUAUGUAUCUUCCAUAGGAUUUCUUAUAAAAUUUUUGAGAAUGUCAAAGCAUGAGUAAACUUCCUGUAAAAUUGCAAUUACCAUAAUGUACAUAUUUUACCUCUGAAGGACUGGGGACUUGGGGGAAUUGACAUGACAGUUUCAGAACCAACCCAGUUCUGGAGUGUUCCGUGAAGGUAGAAGAAUGAGACUGAGAUGCGGUGAAAUGAUGGCGGCGCUGUCAUCAGUCUCUACCUGUUGGUCAAGGGUUUCUUAAAAAAAAAUUGGGGGGUUUGUUUAU